Messenger RNA from Exophiala xenobiotica, 1967 nucleotides. RefSeq lists its product as uncharacterized. Gene Ontology annotation, cellular component: mannan polymerase complex. The transcript is spliced from 2 exons. The coding region runs from base 215 to 1360 and encodes 381 amino acids. Gene Ontology annotation, molecular function: alpha-1,6-mannosyltransferase activity. Gene Ontology annotation, biological process: protein N-linked glycosylation; cell wall mannoprotein biosynthetic process. The record is from RefSeq and is a predicted model, not a curated record. NCBI's taxonomy places the organism in Eukaryota, Fungi, Ascomycota, Eurotiomycetes, Chaetothyriales, Herpotrichiellaceae.
CUUGCUGGCCGCAGGAGUAUCAUGUCUUUGUCACCAUGCAAGACAGUGCACUGCUAACACGACGACAUUCUUUAACGUCUGUCCUGUGAGAAUCUCAUCCGUCCUGCUCAUCCGACUUCCAGUCUUUCGUUUGGAUGACCUUCGUUCAACCAUGCCUGUCUCUCACCAAGGUCCUACGUAGCACCCUUUCAGGAGUCCAUCGACCAGUAAGGCCAUGCCCUACUUCGACACCAUGCGUCAACCACGCAGCAAUCACCGGACACUAGCCUUGGGUCUCCUUCUCGGCGUUGUCUUCGUCUAUUUCAUCUACAGCAUCAACACCACUUCCGUAAAUCCCUCCGAACUGCGCCAGCGGGCGUCCGACGCUGCCGCAGACAAUCCGCUUUCACCUCCUACCUCUGCAUUCCGCAAGCAACCCGACUCUCUCAAAUCCCAUGGCGGUGUACGGCGUCCUCCUCCAGUCGUCCACUACCAACUCAAUAACCUGACCGCCACCUCAGACCCCGCGUCGAAGAAGGAGAAAGUCCUGAUCCUCACACCGCUUGCCCGCUUCUACCCGGAAUACUGGGACAACCUCCUACGCCUGAGCUACCCUCACGAACACAUCAGCCUGGGCUUCAUUACGCCCAAGAACAAAGAAGGAAAUGCUGCAACAGCGGCUCUACAAGAAGCCAUCAAGAUAACCCAAUCUGGGCCUGAAGAGAAACGUUUCCAGUCCAUAACCAUCCUGCGGCAAGAUUUCGAGCCCCCACUCAUCUCCCAAGAUGAAAAGGAGCGGCAUAAGAUGGAGAAUCAGAAGGCUCGACGAGCAGCCAUGGCCCGCGCAAGAAACAGUCUACUCUUCACCACCAUCGGCCCUCAUACCUCCUGGGUGCUCUGGCUCGACUCUGACAUUGUCGAAAGCCCUCCAACCUUGAUUCAAGACCUGGCGAGCCAUAACAAGGCAAUCAUCGUUCCUAACUGCUAUCAGCGGUUCGUCAACGCAAAAGGAGAAUCUGAUAUCCGGCCCUACGAUUACAACUCGUGGCGCGAUAGUGACGUGGCACAAGAGCUGGCUUCACAAAUGGGACCGGACGAUAUUCUGCUUGAAGGCUACGUGGAAAUUCCUACGUAUAGAACACUCAUGGCGAUGCUCGCCAAGACUGGUGCAGACCGGGACGAACGUCGACUCAUGCCUCUCGAUGGCGUUGGGGGAACAGCACUUCUAGUCAAGGCAGAAGUCCACAGAGAUGGAGCCAUGUUUCCGGCUUUUCCUUUCUACCAUCUUAUUGAGACAGAAGGGUUCGCUAAGAUGGCACGGCGGCUCGGGUUUGAGGCAUGGGGUCUGCCUGAUUAUCUUGUGUACCACUACAACGAGUGAUAGAUCGCUCAUUUCAGCGGGCACACCUGUCGAGACAUAACUCUCGAAUUCUCUUUUGCAAGGAGAGGAACACCUAUGCUAGACACUACAUCUUCCGGCGCAACCGAAUGGUUUUUCGCUGCGUGGUGACCACAAGCUGUCUUGUCUGGUACCAAAGCACUGGAAGUAGACGGGUCGUUUCGCCUUGCCGUCGAAGCACUUUCCAGGUGUACGAAGCUACUGUACAAGUAUGGGACGACCAAGCUGUUUUCCGGGCUUACGAUUACAAUGGGAUCAAAAAAUAAUGAUACAGGGAAUGGGAAGCAAGGAAGGGAAAAGAACAUUCACAUCAUACUAUGCAACUUGUUUAUUGCCUGCAGCAAGCAAGCGGAGUUCAAGACAAUGGAUUCGACCGGAGUUUGACAACGUCUCGGUAGAACACUUUCAGCGACAUAGAAUCAUGCAUGCGUGGAGUUUGACAGCGGCUACCAGUAUUGCUCUUUGUUCGGGGAUGCUCAGUCGCAGAGCUCAGGUUCGCCGGCCCGCUUCAUACCAAGAAGAACAGAGGCUCAAAAUGAACAAGACACUAUUCAGGACUUAUGAAGCGAAUCCAUCUGGUCCGUUUGAC